Morchella importuna is the source of this 795-nucleotide messenger RNA. RefSeq lists its product as uncharacterized. The record is from RefSeq and is a predicted model, not a curated record. The coding region runs from base 1 to 795 and encodes 264 amino acids. Gene Ontology annotation, biological process: translation. The transcript is spliced from 3 exons. Lineage: Eukaryota; Fungi; Ascomycota; Pezizomycetes; Pezizales; Morchellaceae. Gene Ontology annotation, cellular component: ribosome; cytosolic small ribosomal subunit. Gene Ontology annotation, molecular function: RNA binding; structural constituent of ribosome.
AUGGCUGACGCUGCUGCAGGACGUGGUGGUGGUGGAUUCGGAGCUCGCGGCGGUGGUGACCGCGGUGGUGACCGUGGCCGUGGCCGUGGUGGACGCCGUGGACCCCGCAGAGGUGCUAAGAAUGAAGAGAAGGAAUGGCAGCCGGUCACCAAGCUUGGACGUUUGGUCAAGCUUGGAAAAAUAAAGAGCAUGGAGGAGAUCUACCUCCACUCUCUCCCCAUCAAGGAGUACCAGAUUGUCGACUUCUUCUUGCCCAAGUUGAAGGAUGAGGUCAUGAAGAUCAAACCCGUCCAGAAGCAGACCCGUGCCGGUCAGCGUACCCGUUUCAAGGCCAUUGUUGUCAUCGGUGACUCCGAGGGCCACGUCGGUCUCGGAAUCAAGACCUCCAAGGAAGUCGCAACUGCCAUCCGUGCCGCUAUCAUCAUUGCCAAGCUCUCCGUCCUCCCCAUCCGUCGUGGAUACUGGGGUUCAUCUCUCGGAGAGCCCCACUCCCUUGCUGCUAAGGAGUCUGGAAAGUGUGGUUCCGUCACUGUCAGGUUGAUCCCUGCUCCCCGUGGUACUGGUUUGGUCGCUUCUCCCGCCGUCAAGCGUCUCCUCCAGCUUGCUGGUGUCCAGGAUGUCUACACCGCCUCCUCUGGUUCCACCAAGACCCUCGAGAACACCCUUAAGGCUACCUUCGCUGCCGUCGGUAACACAUACGCUUUCCUCACUCCUAACUUGUGGAAGGAGACCAAGUUGUUGAGAAGUCCUCUGGAGGAGUUCUCCGACGACUUGAGGAGGAAGGAGAGGUAUUAA